Molecule: messenger RNA, 3184 nt
Organism: Vitrella brassicaformis
Lineage: Eukaryota; Vitrellaceae
Source: the annotation of a GenBank genome assembly
GUCCUCACCUCCAGCGAGCCUUUUUGUGCAAUGACCUGACAGACACACACACAAACACCGCACCCUCACAUGGAAUGUGCAUGCCUUCGUGCGCAUUGCGUAUGCGUGUUGGUCUCCCUCCCACACUCACCGCAAAGAGGUGAGCAAGCAGAGGCUGAUGGGCGUCACAGCUGUCGGAGAGCGGGCUCACCCUGCACCGCCGGUGGGCAUCUCCUUACCAACUCUGGUAUCCAUCGCUGCCCAGGGGGAGAGAUCUGCGCAAUUCGAAGGCUUGUAAAGAUCCACACCAGCAGCACCGCAUAGAACGCCCACCUGGUACCACUGUCUGAGGCACACACAGACACACACAGCAGCCAGUGGAUGACGGGACAGAUGCCUUAAUGUGUCGUGUGCGUGUUUCGAUCUUGUGGAAUGUGCACCAGAUACCUGGCUGGAUGGAUGGAUGGACGGAUGGAUCACAACACGGUGACGGGGGACCACUCUUCUCCGUGUGAAAAAGCUCGACUGACUCUUUUCUUCGGCCACCUGGCUGCCCGCCGGCCACUCAUACACAUCCACCACACAUGCGCACGCCAUCAUCCCUCUCUCUCUCUGCCAACCGAGUAAGAGCUGCAGCCAAACAAACACGUGGUUAUGAGACGGACAAACACACACAUCCGCACACCAGCAGCCAUAUAUCCGCACAUGUGUAUGUAAUUGUGGGUGGUCAGAUUGCAGACAAGGAUGCACACGUAGGUGGAUGGAUGGGCAGAGUGAAAAAAUCGACGCUCUCUGUUGGCCCCCUGCCACCGUCUCUUCUCUCUGCCAAGUGUGAGUUCCAGCCGGUUGAAAAAACACCCCAAAUGCAACACACCACACCGGACAGCAGCAGGCCAGACUCAGAUCUCAUGCGGCACACCGCAGGGAAAGUCGUCCACCAUACAAGAAAUAGAUGCAUGGUGGGACCAGAACACGCGCUCUCUCGCUCUCUUGCAUGCAUUAUUGAAAAAUCGCAGCACGGCACAGCCAGCCAGCCAGCCAGCCCAUGACAGACACGCGCACACCAGAACCACAGCAGAGGGAGGGGUCGUCCACCAUACUAAAAUAGCAUGCAUCCGACACACACACGGCCGCCACCAUGCCCAGCCCACGAAGACUUCAAUCACAAGCAGCUUAGCUGCACGACAAAAAUACUGCACACGCACACACACACACACGGCCAGACAGGUGCAGCCAGACCAGCUAUGUACAAGUGAGUGGUGUUUUUGUUUUGGCUUUCUCCCCUGCUGCCUCGGUGACGACAAACGAAAAGGGCAGCCACGCGCCUCCCCGCUCCCCACACAAAACACGAAGCUGGCGGCAACUGUACAUGCCAGCGAAAUCGUCUCUCUCCCCCUCUCUGUCUGUCUGUCUGUCUGUCUGUGUGUGUGUCUGGCGGGCCCGUCUCUCCAGCUCCUCCUCUCUCUCUCUCUCGCGGCAACAGCAACAGCAGCAGCAGCCUCCUCUUAUGCAUCCUCCCUCCUCCCUCCCCUCUCUCUCAACUCAAUCGCUCCUCAGCCUUCUUCCCCGCCCAGCCUCUGAAGAUGCGUGUGAUGGCCCUGCCAAUGCCUUCCGACCGCCCUGAUGUCGUCGGCCAGCUGCUCGGCGCCCUCCUUAUGUCGGUGACGAGAGCCCAUGAGCGCAUCAUGAGGUCUUGGUCUGCCGACCGGACCUCCCACAUGGCGCGCCCAUAGGCAUCAACGUCACCCGACGGCUCCCAGUACUCCCACUGCCCUGUCCAGUCGUUCUGCCGCCAGUGUGCCACCCUGUGCUGGUUGAUGGGGCCAGUCGGCACGAGGAGGGCAUGACAGGCCUUGUACUCGGGUGCGGGCGGGAGGGGUGGCGGGUACAUGUAUGGGUGGUGGACGGGGAGUGGGGCAGCGUGCACGGGCAGCGGUGGCAUGUACGGCGGCACUUGGACGGCUGGGAUGGCAGCGGGGGCGGGUUUGGGGGGCGGGGCGUGUGGUGGCCUGGUAGUGGGUGCGUGCAGAGUGUCGGUGGGUGUUCUGACGCGCGGCUGCUCGUCGUGGGCCUCGUGAUGGGUGCUGCCGUCACUUGCCAGAGGCUGCUGGGGAGCAGCGGCUCGGGGUUGCUGCUGGCGCUUGCAUAGAAGAGACCCACAAAUAUAAAACGUAAGCAGCGAUCUGACACAAACAUCAUGAGGACAAUGUCUCAGAAGCUGUCGCCUUUUUUGUCACUUCAGCGGUUGGAGACUCUUCCAGCACCUGCAGGGCCUCGAACAGCUCCUCCUCGAUGUCCCUGAGGGUGCAGCGGUCGGCCAUGUCCGGCUGCAUCCCCCUGGCCGUCACCUGGCAGAUGGUGUCCAGCCACUUCUUGGCAAAGUGCAGGUCAGGUGACUCGAGGGGGAGGGUGUCAAGCGGGCUCUGGAUCUGGCCGGGGCCGCAGAGGGGGCGGCCGUCCGUCCGAAUCUAGCGCAGGCCCGCCGCGACCCGGAGCUCUACCGCCUCGUCAUCGCACCAGAGGGCCGGUGGGUGUCCUGACGCGCGGCUGCUCGUCGUGGGCCUCGUGGUGGGUGUUGCUGCCGCUUGGCAGAGGCUGCUGGGGUGCGGUUGGUGAGCCGUGGAUAGAUGGUAGAUGUGGCGGCGUAAGGUAUGGCACGAUGGCGGGCUGUGAGAGCGACGGAUGGCUUCGUUGGUACUUACAUAGAUAGCGGCUGAAGACAAGUACAACAGAUCCAUACACAGGAAUGCUCAAGUACACACACAGGUGGCGGCUGGUCGUGCGUACCUUUGUUGUGUCAGGGAGGAGGCCGGCCACCUUCCCUUAUUGUUGUUGCGGUGGCCCAUCGCACCACAGAACAGCUGACAUCGAGGUACAUACUUGCCGCCAGCCACCCGCCUUCGUGGCCAGCAGGACUGCAGCAGACACAACACACAUAACACACACACAUCCAUCCACACAUGCGCACAUGCAUCGUCUGGCACUCGCACACACACGCGUAGUCAGACGUAUGGGUCUGUGGGGGGGUCGUUCGGUGAGUGGUAAUGAUACUACGUACUAUGUCGGCUUCCUUACACUGACGGUGAACGAGCAGCAGAGAAGGAGUCAGGAUGUGCGCGAGAGCAUUCAUCGCAUCUAUGUAUGUGGUUGGUCGGUCGGUCAUUCGUGUGCGCACCUGGUCUGUAUGUCGCGCAAGCAGAGGGCC